Messenger RNA from Striga asiatica, 1805 nucleotides. Lineage: Eukaryota; Viridiplantae; Streptophyta; Magnoliopsida; Lamiales; Orobanchaceae. The record is from the annotation of a GenBank genome assembly.
AUUAAAGUCAUCGAAAGAUUAACGUGAUUAUGGUCAUCACGAGCUUUUUGAGUUCAACUCUCGUUCUCACUCAUCACCUCAUUAAUGACCGUUUGUUCUGAACAAAGUUGGACUGUUAGAGCAGACGAAGCUCCUCGAGCGCAAUCAUGGAGCCUGUAGCCUAGGGUUUGCUCUAACGACUUACCGUAAAAUCGCAGCUCUCACCGUCACGGACCUUGUUUUCCGUCGCAGAUUUGCCAACUCCACCGUUAACCACCACCUGUCUCGAUCGACGUCGCGUCGCCACGAUUGCCUCCUGCACCGUACGGGAAGUGAAUAAAGCGAGGAUCCUCCAAGAUGAAGUGCUUGUCCUGAAGCAUCUGUGAGAGUUUGCACUCGGGCUGGAAUCUGAUCCUGGGCUGGGGAAACUUGCGCUCGAGAGCAUGAGGUUAGUGAAAAAUGCUGCUGGGUAUGGAGAUGGACCCGAAAAUUAAGGCUCGAAUCUCGGAUAAUACUGGCGAGAAAUCAGAGAUGAGUGCAAAUGCUAAUUCAUCAGGACAAGUGGAUAAAGUGGAUGAAGAAAGUAAAUCUGUUACAAUUGAAAAAGCUCCCCCAGUUUCUACACUUGGAGGAUCAGGAUCCAGCUUGAUUCAGGGAGAGGAUACUGUGACUAAAGGAGAGAAUUUGGUAUCCAAAUCUUCGAGCAAAACUGAUAAAGGACGAAAAUCAUCAUCUCGUUCAAAAAACCAUUCCAGCAAGAAGAAAGUGAAGGUGGAUUGGACACCCGAGCUGCACAAGCAGUUUGUCCAAGCAGUUGAACAGCUUGGCGUAGAUAAGGCUGUUCCUUCCAAAAUUCUGGAGCUUAUGGGAAUUGAUUGUCUUACUCGCCAUAAUGUUGCAAGCCAUCUUCAAAAAUACCGAUCCCAUCGCAAACAUAUGCUCGUUCGAGAAACUGAGGCAGCAGCCUGGAGCCGUAGGAGGCAAAUAUAUGGGAAAGACAACUCGAAUUCGUGGACUGUGCCAAUCACACGUUUUCCUCCCGUUACACCAAUGCCUCAUAUUAGACCCUUACACGUUUGGGGUCACCCAUCUGUCGACCAAUCAUCAGCUUGCAUGUGGCCCAAUUACGCGCCGCCCUAUCAUCUUCAGUCACAACCUCCUCCUCCGCCAACUGAACCAUACUUUUGGUACCAAGAUGUUCCUGCACCUGGAAUGCCUUGCUUUCCUCCGCAUUUUCCCCACACGACGGUUGCAACUGUACCUGGCUUUCCAUCUAAUUCGAUGUACAGAUUACCACCAGGCUUUGGAGUCCCCAUCAGAUCAAAUGACCAAAUUGUACCCGAACCAUCAUUAGACUCCCAUCCGUCGGAAGAGAGGAUAGAUGCAGUCAUUGGUGAAGUUUUAUCGAGGCCAUGGUUGCCUCUGCCUCUCGGACUCAAAUCGCCAGCUGUCGAUAGUGUUUUGGUCGAACUUCAACGCCAAGGAAUAUCAAAGAUUCCUCCCACUUGUUUUUAAGUGUAGCUCUUUUUUUUUAUUUGUUUAGGAAAAUAAGGGAACCUCUUAAGUCUUAAUCCAUCUAAUGGAAAUAAAUGUGUCUUUUUGAGUUCUUCCAAAAGCCCUUUUAGUUUUUAGUUGUGAAUUUUCUUGAUUUGACUCUCAUAGAGUUGAGUUGAGUUGAGUAUUUAUCAACUAUGAAGAAGCACUACAUGUAUAGAGUACAGCAUGCUGUGGUAUUUCCACACUUUGUUCUAACGGAAGAUAACUUUGCAAUUGCGUUUUCUUUUCGAACUCUGCGUUGUAUAUUCAUUGAAAUACAUUACAGAAAG